Molecule: messenger RNA, 1157 nt
Organism: Anopheles darlingi
Lineage: Eukaryota; Metazoa; Arthropoda; Insecta; Diptera; Culicidae
Exons: 1
Coding region: 1-975 (324 amino acids)
Source: RefSeq, a predicted model, not a curated record
AUGCUCGACGAGGAAGAUGAGAGUUCGUAUAUGAUCGGCGGAUCACUGAACACUACUGGAAAUGAAAAACAAAUGUAUCCACGUUGCUUUGCGCUGCUUAAAGAAUUACAAAAGGGUAACCGCCUGCAAGAGCUAACGAUCAUCGAUCGUGGACGAGGUUUCUACGAUGAGCGUGUGGUGCUGGAUAACGGAAAAGAGCUGAUCAAGGAUGAAUUACCCCUGAGUGGAAUAUCCAGUGAUAAUGGUGAUGAUAUGAUCGAGUUACUUCCGCUCGGAUGUGAAUUACCAACGUGCAGUGACCUGCCAUAUCAAACGAUGGAACGCAGCACUUCUCCCCUCCAUCAGGAUCGUGGUAAUGAGGAGCAGCUUAACGAUAGUGAAGAGCUUGAGGAGUUGAGCGCUGGCCAGCGUCGUACUCGCAGAAAACCGUACUCAUCAGAGGACGAUCCGGCAGAAGCGCUAUCAGAGAUGUCUGUCCGAGGGCUAAAUCUGUUUCGAUACGCAGCAAGCCAGGAAAACGGACAGUUCCAGUGUACCGAGUGUCUGAAAAAGGGUGAAUACAAAACGUUCAAAAAUAAGUACAGCGUUCAGCGACACGCUUUCCUCUAUCACGAAGGCACCAAACGAAAAGUGUUCCCGUGCCCGCUCUGCAACAAAGCGUUUUCGCGCCCGGACAAGAUGAAGAAUCAUCAGCGCACAGCUCACGGAAUUCCAGCGACCAACUGUAAUGUCCAGACCAUCCCACACCAGCAGCCACAACAAUCACUUGAACAGCUGCGAGCUGGACAAUCACUGUUGAGGCAAGAUUAUCGGUCCGAGCAACAAACGGCAACAGAAAAUGCAAUGCAGUUACGUCGUCUACAGCAGGAGCAGGAUGUGCUAAGGAUAAGAAGCGUUGUUAGUAACAUUGGUCUUCAUCAACUACAUCAGCAGCAAGACCUUCAGCAACAAUACAUGCAACAUGCUGCCCACUAAACCACGGUCAGCGCAGAAAACAAAAAAAAUGGUUUCAUGUCAAACAUGAACCACAGUUUCGUUUCCUUGAUGUGCCAUGUGGAAGUUUAGCGUAUAGAAUGAUUCAGUGAAAAUCUAUCGAUUGUUACACUUUUACAGUUUUUGCAAAGAUCCUUUUUAUAUUUUAUUGAAAAUUGAAUUGC